AUGGAGGAGGAGCUGGCGUGGGAGACCCAGGGCCUGCUUGCUCUGGAGAGGCAGCUCCAUGAGGCUGCCCGCCGGAACCACGCUGGGAGGAUGAAGGAGCUGAUCGGGAGGAGAGUACACAUCAGGGCCAGAAAUCGCGUGGGCAGGGUGGCCCUGCACCGGGCUGCGGGCGCAGGGCACGAGCAGGCUGUGCGGCUGCUCUUGGAACACGAGGCUGCUGUGGAUGAUGAGGAUCCGGUACGGGUCCCCUCACGCAGGCAUGUCUGUUUUGGCAUGAAUGCGCUUCUCCUGUCUGCCUGGUUCAGCCUACGGAUCUUCCAGAUCCUGGUCAACUCCGGGGUCAAGAUCCAGUGUAAGAACAAGGACAGCCUGACCUUACUGCACUGCUCAGCCCAAAAAGGCCAUGUGCCAGUGCUGGCGUUCAUAACAGAGGACCUGGAGGACGUGGCCCUGGACCACGCUGACAAGCUGGGAAGGACAGCAUUUCAUCGGGCUGCAGAGCACGGGCAGCUGGAUUCUCUGGACUUCCUUGUGGGCUCUGGCUGUGACCACAGUGUCAAAGACAAGGAGGGGAACACAGCCCUUCACCCGGCUGCCCACUGGGGCCACCUGGCUGUGCUGCAGUGACUCAUGGAUGUCAGGCUGGACCUGGAGGAGAGGAAUGUGGAAGAUCUGACUGCCCUGCACGCAGCUGCUGAAGGGAUCCAUCCCAACUGUGUGCAGCUCCUCCUCAGGGCCGGGAGUAACGCGAACGCCCUCACCCAGAAAAAGCAGAGCUGCUUCCACUACGCAGCCCUCGGUGGCUCUGAGGACAUGGUCUGGGCCCUCGUCCAUGCAGGAGGCAGCACUGACGUGGCUGAUCAUCAGGGCGCCUCUCCUGUGCACAUCGCCGUGAGGCACGACUUCCCCGUCCUGGUGCAGCUCCUCAUCGACACCGGCAGUGACCUGGACGCCAUUGACAAUGCAGCAGACACCCCUCACCUUGCCGCCGAGCACGCCUGGCAGGACAUAGCGGAUAUUCUCCUCAUUGCUGGGGUUAACUUAAACCUGAGAGAUAAGCAAGGAAAAACCGCCUUGCCAGUGGCCACCCACAUCAACCAUGUCAGCCUGGUGGACAUGAUCAUAAAAGCCGAUCGCUUCUACAGGUGGGAGAAGGACCAGCUCUCAUGCAGGGACCUCUGUGACCCCUCUGGGAAGAGCUUGACCUUUAAGCAGGACCAUCGUCAGGAAACACAGCAGCUCUGCUCUGUGCUGUGGUGACUGGCCUCCAGGUACCUGCAGCCCCACGAGUGGAAGAAGCUGGAGUAUUGCUGGGAAUUCACCGAGGCCCACGUCCACGCCAUCGAGCAACAGUGGACAGGCACCAAGAGCUACCGGGAGCACGGGCACCUCACAGCCAGUGAGAACCCCAGCAGAGUGCUAUUUAAAGGCCUCGUCGCCAUUGGCAGGAGGGAGCUGGCUGAAAGCAUCAGGAAGAAAGCAAACGAUGACUCUAGCACCCCAAGGAGGUGCACAGCCAUGUAA
Lipotes vexillifer (Yangtze River dolphin) is the source of this 1524-nucleotide messenger RNA. RefSeq names its product ankyrin repeat and death domain containing 1A (gene ANKDD1A). The record is from RefSeq and is a predicted model, not a curated record. Lineage: Eukaryota; Metazoa; Chordata; Mammalia; Artiodactyla; Lipotidae. Gene Ontology annotation, molecular function: protein binding.